Messenger RNA from Oxyura jamaicensis (ruddy duck), 1899 nucleotides. RefSeq names its product neurensin 1 (gene NRSN1). The transcript is spliced from 3 exons. The coding region runs from base 167 to 754 and encodes 195 amino acids. The record is from RefSeq and is a predicted model, not a curated record. Gene Ontology annotation, biological process: nervous system development. Gene Ontology annotation, cellular component: neuron projection; transport vesicle; neuronal cell body. NCBI's taxonomy places the organism in Eukaryota, Metazoa, Chordata, Aves, Anseriformes, Anatidae.
CCCAGCCCGGCCCGUCCCGGCCGUGGGCGGUGUUGCAGCGCCGAGGCAGGGCGCGGCGGGCGCUGCGUGCUGGGGCCGUGCGGGGCGGCGCCGAGCGGGAUGGGGACGGGGCCGGGCCGGGCGAGCCGCAGCUAGCGCCGCCGCGGCGGGAGAACAGGUAGGAAGGAUGAGCUCCUAUGCUGACAUCUGCGGGACCAAGCACACGCAGGGCAGCACUGAGGGAGGUUACCAACGCUAUGGAGUUCGGUCUUACCUGCAUCAGUUUUAUGAGGACUGCACAGCUUCAAUAUGGGAGUAUGAGGAUGAUUUUCAGAUCCAGAGAUCGCCUAGCAGGUGGAGCUCUACGUUCUGGAAGGUCGGACUCAUCUCUGGGACGGCUUUUAUGCUGAUCGGUUUAACAGUUCUUGUAGUGGGUUUUCUUGUGCCACCAAAAAUCGAAGCUCUUGGGAAAGAUGAUUUUGUUGUGGUGGAUACUCGUGCCAUUCAGUUUAAUGGGUCCCUUGAUAUAUGCAAGCUGGCGGGAGCAAUCUUGUUUUGCAUUGGAGGGACCGCCAUGUCAGCAUGUCUGUUGAUGUCUGCUUUUGCUAAAAGUUACUCCAAAGAAGAAAAGUACCUCCAGCAAAGAUUUAAAGAGAGAAUAGCAGAUGUAAAAGCCCAUGCAACCCCAGUCACAAAAGCGCCAGCACCAGGAGAAUCAAAGAUACCUGUCACUUUGUCCAAAGUUCAAAAUGUCCAACCUUUACCUGAAACCUGACCCUUUGGUUUUGUUUCUCACUUGUAGAUCACUUUACUGGAAAAUAUCAGCUGUUGUUGGCAUACGUGCUAGUCAAUUACAACAUCAAAUGCUCUGCUAUACAAAUUCACAGCUGAUUGGGAAGCUGUUCCAGUGCAAAUUUAGGACUGGGAGAAGUGAAAUUAUGUGAUUAGACCUGUGACCAAUAUAUGCAGUGUAUUCAAACAUUUUAAUCUGUGUUGAACCAGUAAGUCCUAUCAACAAUGAUUAGGUGUCUAGCUUACCAGAUUGCAUCCCUAGAAAAUACAAGGUGCAUUUAUGACAGCUGUACCAGGAAUACCUUACAUUGCACUGUUUAAAGUUUAGAUGAGUUGGUGUUUUGUUUUUUCUUGUCUUUAAAAUACUCUUUACUCUGCCUGGUUCUGCUGUCUAGAGAGCCAAGGUUCUGCCCUUGUAGUGUGCACUUGUCCUCCUAUCACAUGCUACAGUCCUCAUCGAAGUAAUAAUGCACAAGUAAAACAUACAUGACAUUGGAGUGUCCUUAGUUGGAUUCUGGCACAGUUUGCUUCUCAGUAAGGUUACUUUCUGGGAAAGGCAAAUUGUAUUUGUUUGCAGAACUGACACUUUUUUCUUAAUCAUUGUCAUAGUAAUAAUAAUAAUAAAAAAAAAAAAAGAAGGAAUUCAUAUGAAAGGAGGAACAUAACACGCGUCUAUCUUUGGUUUGAAAUUGUUUCUACUGUUACGUUGUAUUAUGUUUGAAACGCAUACAGAUCGUUUCAGUUUUGGCUGGGUAUGGAUUACUAGGUGCAGUUUGACAUGCCCAGGCCCUGUUUUAUGUCAGUACGUUAACGCCAUGUUAGAUGACUUUAACAUACUUAUCUAAAGACAUUUUGAAAUGCUGUUUAUAUUUUUAUAGAUGAUAGAAAAAGUUAUGCUUACCAGAUACAUUUGUGUAAAUGCUUUCCUGAAGACUUAUACUUUCAUUGAAGACCCUUGAUUAUUUUCUGACCUGGGGCAAUUAUUUCACUGUCUUAAUCUAUGGAUUUAAAUUAAACUGUUUAAAGGAGGAUGUGACAUUUGUAUUCUCUGACGAUAUGUGCCACCUUAUAGUUCUGUCUAUUUUUUGAAUGGAUUGAAUAAAAUUCUAGGCGUGAGCCAAUCAUGAA